Molecule: messenger RNA, 1091 nt
Organism: Clarias gariepinus (North African catfish)
Lineage: Eukaryota; Metazoa; Chordata; Actinopteri; Siluriformes; Clariidae
Product: protein SSUH2 homolog
Exons: 12
Coding region: 17-1069 (350 amino acids)
Source: RefSeq, a predicted model, not a curated record
GUUUACACCUGCAGAUAUGGAGAGGAGACCAGUCUAUAAUGAUUAUGGAGCCAUACAAGGUAUCGACAACCCUGUGUACAUGCCAUCAUCAUAUUCAGAACCAGGAGAAUGUCUUCGUCCCUCGAUGCCCACGGUGACCGUGCCAGCUCAACCCAAUUGGAAUAUUAACUCCAUCACAGAGGAAGAUGCACGUGAGGCGUUUAUUAGUUACGCAUCCAGUAAAUGCUGUUACAGAUCUGAGCCGGCUCGAGAAGGCGUCAUCACCAACUUAGAGCCCUUUAACACCUACAGGUAUUGCUUGAGGACUUUUGCUGAGAAGAGAUCUACUGAAUGGUGUCAUGAACCGUAUACAGGUCAACAUGUGGAUGCACUCAUCCACCCUGCUCCAAAGUUGUGGGCGAUCGAAGCCGAAGCACCUGCUUUCUUUAAGGAUCAAAAAAAGACCAUCAGAGUGCCGCAUACCUCCUCAGUCAAGAACUGCCAUGCCUGUAAUGGGAUGGGGACAAAGCCAUGCAAGGACUGUGCUGGGUCUGGAAAUAAAGUUUGCAGGGCUUGUAAUGGUAGCGGGUUUUGCAACGGAACUGAUCUAUGCUCGUACUGUGGCGGCCGCGGAAGAAAAAACUGUAGCACGUGCAAUGGCAAUGGAUCCUGUCAGUGUAACCUGUGCCGAGGGAAGAGACGGCUCCUCGUCUUCAUGAAGCUCAAGAUCAAGUGGACUACUUAUAAAAACGAUUUCCUGGUGGAGCAGUCGAGCGGUCUGAAAGUAAAGAAAUUCAAAAAGGUCUCCGGAAGGAUGAUGUUCACAGAUUCCCAGCACAUGGUUGGUCCAGUGGUGGAUUUCCCAGACGCUUCACUGAGCCAAGCGUCUGAGCAUUUUAUACAAGAACAUCAAUCUAAGUAUAACAAGACUUCUCGCAUUCUGCAGCAGCGUCACACCAUCGAGCUGAUCCCAGUCACCAAGGUGAACUACACCUGGAAAGGGAAAUCCCACUCUUACAUUGUGUUUGGGAACGAGAACUGUGUGUACACUGAGAGCUACCCGGCCGCAUGCUGCUGCUCUGUCAUGUAAUCCCAUAAUUCAGCAUUUUGCU